Cuculus canorus (common cuckoo) is the source of this 1020-nucleotide messenger RNA. RefSeq lists its product as uncharacterized. Bases 1 to 1020 code for a protein of 339 amino acids. NCBI's taxonomy places the organism in Eukaryota, Metazoa, Chordata, Aves, Cuculiformes, Cuculidae. The transcript is spliced from 3 exons. The record is from RefSeq and is a predicted model, not a curated record.
AUGCCCUUGAAGGACCAUGAACAGUGCAGUAGGAGGAAGCAACUCAUAGCAACAGUAAGCUAUGGCUAUGAGAAGUGGCAGGCCACCAACUUACAGAAGAGGGCCAGGAAGCACCCCAACAGUGCUGAGGCUGCGGCAGCGCUGGGAGCUAGGGGCACGGAAGGAGCGGGGCGGGGGAGGAAGGGAGGGGAGGAGGCGGCAGACAAAGGACACCGGCUCGCAGGGCUGUGGGGCCGCUGCCGGGCCCGCCCGGGGCGGCAGCUCUCCCGAACCCCGUGCACAAAGGGGGGCGGCGGCGGCGGCCCCGCGUCCCCCACCACAGCGACUCCCUCCGGCGCUGCCCGGUACUGGCCCGGCCGAGGGCGGCGCGACGGGCCGCGCUGCCCCCCCCCCCCAUCCCCCGGCUCGCUCACCUGCCGGCGGGACGGGGGGUGCCAGGCCCGGCGGUGCCAGCCGCGGGCCCCCGCCUCGCCGGGCCGCUCAGCUGCUCCGCGGCGGCAGCGGGGACGGCCGCUCCCCUCGGCUCGAUCGCCCCCCUCCACCUCCUCCGCCGCCGCCUCCUCCUGCUCGCCUCUGCCACAUUGGGAUCCCCCUCUGCCUUACGCGAUCUCCGCCGCUAGGAUAGAGGCCUCCUCACCUUCCUGCCAAAUAGUGAGCCACCCGCAUCGAGCUGUUCAAAACACGGAGCCCCACCCCCCGCCCUCCCCAGCUCUACCCCCGCUCCCCCCGCCCUCGUCCUCCGCGGCUCGCGCACGCGCGGUGUGGCCGCCCAACUGCGACAGCGGCGGAACCGGGGGGAGGGGGGAGGGCGGGAAGGAGCGAGGUAAGGAGCGCGCGCGCGCCGCCCGAGGCCCUCGGCGCGCGCCUGGCGGCCCCGCAGUCACCCUGCCUCCUCCCUACGCGGACACGGGCCUACCUGGGGCUGCGAGGCUGUCACCGUGCCCGCAGCGCUGUCCUGGGCAUCUUCCGGCCUCCCCACCCUCCGAGAAACGCUCGGGUGAUCCGGAGAAGUGUUGUUGA